AUGGCUGGGAAACAAGAACAAGAGCUUCGAGGUUCCAUCUCCUAUUCCAUCAAGCAUAACCAACUCGCCACAGAAAUCAGGGCCCAUUAACAAGACCCAGCGCAGCGUAGCGGCAUCCAUCUCCUCCGGUGCCGAGGGCUCCGAUGUGCAGAUAUUCUACCAGGAGCUCAACACAACGGCCAUCUCGUACCGACGCAUCGUCAACGACAAGGCCAAGGCGGAGCAGAAAGCAAGCCUGAGUAUCGAACCCGCCUGGGGCACGCCCAUGGCCGCCGCGGCGAUCAACGGAUCCAACCCUCUCAGGACGCAGCUGUUCUACCUAUCCGUUGACAGCGACAACAGGACCAACAUUGCCGAGGCCAUGUUCGAGUGCCAGGACUCCGAGUCAUUCUCCACCGUGUCAAAUACCGUGAUAUCUGGCAGUGUCGACCGACUCGUCCACCCAGAAACCAAGCUCUCCGCUCUUCGGCUGGGGGAUGACCUCCUCCGGGUCUUCUACCAGCAGACAGACAGCAGCAUACAAGCCCUCCGUUGGGACGAUAAGUCGGGAUGGUAUGGCAACAAAGUCAGGCAGAACGCGCACCCGGGGACGGCCAUCGCCGUCGCGGCCGCCGAGCGAAAGGCCGUCCAUAUAUUCUACGUCGGCCUGACCAGCAUGACGCUGCGGGUAUCCAUCUACGACGACCAGCUCGGUCCCAAGGGGUUUAGGUAGGUUCCCAGAAUUACUUUCUCGGCGUUCCUUUUCCUUCAGAACCAAGCAGAGAACUAACAGGCGUGCAUCCAGUGCUGAGGUCGGCGGCACCCCCAGCUCCGACUGGCGACCGACGAAUAGUCUGACAGGCAUCCACGUGGCCGGUGAUGGAUCCUUCAGAUGCUAUUGGUCUCAGCCCAAUAACGGUGAUAUUUACACGUAUUGGCGCGACGAUUCGAGAUGGAUCGGCACUCACGAGGCUCGCUGGGGCCGUGUUGAGGGUGGCUUUGCCGGAGUUGGCUGGUCUGACCAGGCUCGCCUGUACUAUUUUCAGGAUGGUGAGUUGGUCGUCAGUGCACAGGAUGAUAAGACCUGGCAGAAGCCUGCGGUAG
This is a messenger RNA of Clonostachys rhizophaga, 1083 nucleotides long. The record is from the annotation of a GenBank genome assembly. NCBI's taxonomy places the organism in Eukaryota, Fungi, Ascomycota, Sordariomycetes, Hypocreales, Bionectriaceae.